Messenger RNA from Dermatophagoides pteronyssinus (European house dust mite), 1639 nucleotides. Its product is annotated as polyadenylate-binding protein-interacting protein 1-like. Gene Ontology annotation, molecular function: translation activator activity; protein binding; RNA binding. Lineage: Eukaryota; Metazoa; Arthropoda; Arachnida; Sarcoptiformes; Pyroglyphidae. Gene Ontology annotation, biological process: regulation of translational initiation. The record is from RefSeq and is a predicted model, not a curated record.
AAUUUUGCCAUUUGGCUAGUCUGUUUUUGUUUGUUUAUUGUGUGUGUGUGUGAGUUGAAUCUUUCAUUGUUUUUUUUUCACUCUUGUUACAACAAAAAGAAUUAUUAUAGAAUAAUCGUGAACAUUUGAGAAUUAUUCAAUAACAAUAUAUCAUCACUAUACAAAACUUAAAAGUUUAAUCGUUACUGUUGAUCGUUGCCUGUACUUGUCAUUGAAACAAAUGUGUUAGCAGUGAAAAAAAAAUUGAUAACAUCAUAAUCUACAAAAGACUAAGAAUGGAAAAUAAUCAUUUAUCAUCGAAUACGAAUAAUUCAAUAUCACAUUCCGCCGUCACCGAGCUUGGCGAUCGAUUGAAUUUAUUGAAUGUAAACGGACGUAAUGAACAACAGCUGAAUGCAUCAAGUCGUUCGCUUCCAUCGAAUUAUGUGGACAUAUCUUUGCACAAUCUUUCUUCUCGAUCAAAUUCCUCUCCCAAUAAUUCGGUUGUCACACCUCAAACACAGUUUUCGAAGCUCAAUCCGAGCGCACAGGAAUUCGUUCCACGCUCGAAUCGAACAACAAAUGCCAACAAUUCUACGAUAGUUGGUGGUGGCAAUGGUGGUGGACCUUAUCGACAUAUUUCCAACUCAAACAACCAUAACAACAAUCAUAACUAUGCCAAUGGCGGUGGUCCGAAUACCAUUUCCGAGAAUGAGAAUUAUAUUGAAGAUUAUAUGUCGCUUUCAUAUUUGAAAGAUUUCAUCAAUCAUAUAUCGAAUAAACCGAGCAUGUAUGAUCAAGGUAUUAAUGAAUUAACAUUGAUACUCAACUCAUAUCUUGAUGAGGAUGACUGUGUUCUCGAAUUGAUCGUCAAUCAGAUCGUUGAUCAGUCGAUAAUUGAUGUAAACUUUCGUUAUAAUGGUGUACGUUUGUGCGAUCAUUUUAUGGAACAUCUUCGCGAAGCAAGUUCUGGUCAAUCAUUUAGACAGUUACUUUUCAAACGAAAUCAACGCGAAUGUUCGAGAAAAGUUAGCGACAUAACAUCGGCCAACACAUUUGUCCAUCUGCGCGGUUUGGCAUUGUUUACAGCAGAAUUAUAUUCUCGUUGUAAAGCAUCGGAUCUAGCUGAACAUUUGCCAAGUUUAUUGAUGAAUAUACUCUCAUCCGACAUUAAACGUGAUGAUAAUGUUAAAUGUGUCUGUCAUGUUUUAAAGCUCUGUGGACAACAAAUGCAGGCAUAUUUUGCCUCGAUUGGAAAAAACGAUUUUACAAUUGUUUUGGCUAGAUUGAAAGAAACACUCCAGUGUGAUAUGUCGAAUUCGAUCAAAGAAAUGGUAAAAAAGAUUCUCACGUUGGUAGAAAAUGAUUGGCAACAACCACAAACGGUCAACACAUCCAACAUUGUCAAUCCAUAUCUAAACAAUCCACAAGGAAUAUUGGUCGCACGUGAUGGUGGUCACCAUUAUGUUGAUAAUAUCAAUAAUCACCAUCAGUAUGAUUUCGGCAAUUGUGGUGACGAAGAUAAUGCCGAAAUUUGUCAGGAUUUCGAAAAUUUUCUCAAAAGCACUCGACAGAAUUGAAGAAUUUUUCCUACUUCAUUUUGUCAUUGUCAGCAUUUGGUACGACCAACAAAAACAAAAUAACACAAUCCCAAAAAAAA